Epinephelus moara (kelp grouper) is the source of this 2966-nucleotide messenger RNA. Its product is annotated as serine/threonine-protein kinase NIM1-like. Gene Ontology annotation, cellular component: cytoplasm. Lineage: Eukaryota; Metazoa; Chordata; Actinopteri; Perciformes; Serranidae. Gene Ontology annotation, molecular function: ATP binding; tau-protein kinase activity; protein serine/threonine kinase activity. The coding region runs from base 304 to 1674 and encodes 456 amino acids. The transcript has 4 exons. The record is from RefSeq and is a predicted model, not a curated record. Gene Ontology annotation, biological process: microtubule cytoskeleton organization; protein phosphorylation; intracellular signal transduction.
CAGAAGACAACAGCACAGUGAGACAGCAGGUGAAAAAGAGCAGUGGUCCGAUAGGAGCAUCUGGACGAGCAGUUGGAUUUCUGAGAGACUUCAUUUUGGGGCAUUUUUUCCUGAUGCAUGCAGAUGCUAGUUUUAAAUUCACGUCAUGCUGCUCAUAUCAUUUUGAAUCCCUUUUUUCUUUCAGUUUUUAUUUUGUGGAAAUUUGUUUUCUUUAUAAUUUACCACCUUUUUGUUUUCUAACAUCACCAGGAAGUCGGAUUACAAUAGAAAGCAGAGUACCAUCUGGUGUCUGGGAUUGCAAUCAUGUAUUUGAACAACAGAAAUAAUGCCAUCAACACAGAGAGGAGUAAGAAGAACAUCAAGGGGAAAACAUGGGCUAACCUGAAGACAACCCCACGUCAGGAGGAGACCUUCACCCAGACAUCUCCAAAGGUGGGGGCAAAGUUGGAGCCGAAGAAGAACAAGACAGAGGAGCAGGAGGUGAUGCAGCUCACUGCGUUUGAGAAGGCCUUUUAUGAUCUGACUCAUUCAGAGAAGGUGAUGAAUGAUCUGACAUUUGGACGACGGGUGGGGCUUUACGAGCUAAGAGGAGAGAUUGGCUCUGGAAACUUUUCCCAAGUCAGAUUGGGGAUACAUGACUUGACCAAAGAAAGAGUUGCAGUAAAAAUCCUGGAUAAGGUGCGUCUGGACAAGCGAUCUCAGGCACUAUUCGUGUCAGAAAUCUCUUGCAUGGAGAAGCUGGCUCAUCCCAACAUAGUGCGACUGUAUGAGGUGCUGGAGACAUUCAAGAGGCUCUACCUGGUGAUGGAGUAUGCCAGCGGAGGAGAGCUGUUCUCCCGUAUCAGCACCAGGGGGCGCCUGUCAGAUCUGGAGAGCAAACUAGUGUUUUCACAGGUCCUGUCUGCAGUCAAAUACAUGCAUGAUAGUAAUAUUGUCCAUAGGGACCUGAAGGCUGAGAACAUCUUCUACACCAGCACCUACUGUAUUAAAGUGGGUGACUUUGGUUUUAGUACAUCCUGCAGCCCCAACGGAGUCCUUAACACAUUCUGUGGCUCUCCACCUUAUGCAGCCCCUGAGCUGUUCAAAGAGAAAGGUUACAUCGGUCAGUAUGCAGAUAUUUGGGCGCUGGGUAUCUUGCUUUACUUCAUGGUGACUGCCACUAUGCCAUUCAAAGCCACUAACACAGGCAGGCUCAAGUGUUGUAUCCAGCAGGGCUCCUAUGCCAUUCCUUCGUAUGUACCCAGAUCAUGUAUGGAGAUUAUUAAGGGCCUCCUGAGGCCGGUACCUGUGGACCGCCUCACUAUGAAACAGAUCAUGGACAGCAACUGGAUGAGAGGUAUUGAAUACCCCGAGGCCUACCUAGCUUGUAGCCCUACACCCUACUACCUGGCUGAGUCUUCCAACAACCUCAGCUCAGAUGAAAUGAGUGUGAAGGCAGCGCUGGAGGAUCUUGGCAUCACCAAGAACCAUCUUGUCAACAACAGCGUAGACUUGAAAAGCCCCGUUACUGGGGCUUACCGGAUUUUGCUGCACCGCAUCCAAAAGAGGAGGUCUGUGGAAUCUGUGGGCUACAGCCAGAGUUGCAACAAAGAGUCCCAGAACAGACUCACAUGGAGAGCAGGCUCAGACGGCAUGUUAGACAAACGGCACUCUGAGGUUUGUCUCAUCAUGUAGAUCCGUCAAGGAAUACGUCACCUGUAUAUCAGUUACUCAGCGUAUGUUACUUUGAAUUCACAAGAAAAACUUUAUUUUUCUUGCAUGCCUCUGCAAGCUGAAUGAAGAAUCCAAAAACUGAGAAAAUUGAAGUCAUAGGGGGCCGCGUUUAACAACAGCAAAACUAUUUCAAAACUUCUGUGUACAAACUAAAUAAAUGCAGUAUAAUCCAAGACUCAUUUAUCCAGUCACUUGCUCAGUAAUUCCCAAUUACAUGCAUUUCACUAAAACCUAAAGUUUUUUUCAGGUAUUCAGGGUAACAUGGGGUGAGUACUGUAAUUGACUUACAAAUAAUCAUUUUGGGGGUGAGGUAUUUCCUCUAAAAGAAUAGUUCAACAUUAUGGAAAAUGUGUUUAUUUGCCUUUGGUGCUGGUAGGUGUAUUUUUGAGCUUUGGAGAGAGCCAGGCUAGCUGUUUCCCCCCUUCUUUGAGUCUUUAUGCUAAGCUAAUUACCUCCUGACCACAGAUUCGUACUGAACACACAGUCUCACUCAGAGAUCAAGACUGUUGCAUUAUCUAACUCUUGAAAACAGGGAAAUCAAGCAUAUCUCCCAAAAUGUCAAACUAUUCCUUUAAUAGUGUUUCUCUGUUUUUUGUGACGCUAAAUAGGCAGAAUGUGACAUUGAAAAGCUUGAUGUUGAUGAUUUAUUUCCAUAUCACACCAUUGCACAUCACUGUGAAUUAAACUGUAGACCCCAUGACACACUCUGGAACAAUAUCUGGCACUCUUGUGUCCACUUACAUAACAUUUUCAGUUUUUAUAGCGUCAGCUUUAUUUAAACCAACUGAGCGUGAAAGAAAAUUCACAUGAGGGUUGACAAUGACCCAGAGAUUUCUCUGUCAUUUAGGCAACAGGAAUGUGGAAACUUAUAACUAAUAUCUGCUCAAAAUCAAUGGAUUUCGCUGAGUUUUAAUUUUUCUUUCAUUUCUGUUUAUUAAAAAAGAUACAUGGUUAAUAUUGUAGACACAAUAAUGUUGAACUUCCCAAAAAUGUCCUUACAGAUCUUUUAUGCAAAGGAGGAUGUAUAGGUAAUAUCUGAUGCAAAAUCAUGCGAAAUUGUGAGUUCUUGUAUGUCCUUGUUUUCCAUGUGUACAGUAUGUUUCAUUUGAUUAAAAAUAAUUAAAAAUGUGUCUCUACACAAAUAUCUUGAUUCUAAUCUCAAGCGAUUCCUUGAAAGCUGCAUUACGGUGAACUGACUUUUACUGAACUUUUAGAAUGACGAACAACUCAUUACAUUUAUUGGUUUUACAACA